This is a messenger RNA of Phaethon lepturus (White-tailed tropicbird), 1965 nucleotides long. RefSeq names its product GPRIN family member 3 (gene GPRIN3). Gene Ontology annotation, cellular component: plasma membrane. Lineage: Eukaryota; Metazoa; Chordata; Aves; Phaethontiformes; Phaethontidae. The record is from RefSeq and is a predicted model, not a curated record. The annotation marks the transcript as partial. Gene Ontology annotation, biological process: neuron projection development. The transcript is spliced from 2 exons.
AGCUCCCGGCAGUUUGUGCAAGGCAGCCAGGCGAAAGCAAGCUCCCUGGCACAAACGGAUGACUCUGUCCUGAAACCUCAGGGGACUGAUGAUCAGCCAGCGCUUGAGGUGUUAAAUUAUUCUUCCCCGGGUGACCCUAUUAGGGGUAACGAGUCCCAUCGUACUUCUCAGGCAAACCUUCUGCAAAGAGGGGAAAAAGGCAAGGGAGCAGAAAAAACUGGUUCUGCUGCGUGUCAGCCAGCCUCGCCAGCGAGGCACAGCCAAGCUGACCUGGGGAGAGACCCGCAGACUGGUUUGGAGGCAAAGAGCGGGGCUGCAGACACUGCGCAAUUGUGUCCCACGGAUAAAACUCAAGCGGUGCAGAGCAGCGAGGCACCAGCCCAGUCUAGCCACGAGAGUCCGCAUCCUGUAUGCAACGCGGGCGCCGAGCCGGGGAGCCCGGGCCCCACCCUGCUCUCCAAAUUCAGAGAAACGGGUACAAUGACGGUUCAGUCGGAGAGCAGCUCUUUAACUCAGGAAGCAGUAAGCAGGACGUGGCGAGAUGCUGAGGUUCAGGCCGUGGCUGCUGUGGAGAGCAAAUCGGCCUCCACAAGCCCCAGCAUCCUUGCUGCCUUCUUGAAAGGGAAUCCUCCUCCAGAGGAGAAAGAAGAACUGCACAUAAUUUACCAAGGAGAUAUGGGGCUGAGCCAGUCUGCACUUACUGACAGUUUCUCCUCCCAACAAAAGUCCCCAUGUUCUCCCGGUAUCACAUCAAAAUCGACUGUUGUUACGGCUGUGACCGCUUCAGCCCAAACCCAGCCUACCAAACUGCCUGGGGUCCCAUCUGACGUGGUGUCGCCAGCCUCAGCAGGUAAUGGAAAACUUGCUCUCCCCUUCUCCCCUGCAGCCGUUACCUCCCAAGGGACGUCUGUGGGUAAUGCUGAAAUGGUCGGUGCAGCCCAUGACGGCAAGGAUGCCGCUCGCCUGCCGAUGGAUGCUCCGGUCCCACCGAAGGCCACCCCUGCUGAGCAGCUUGCAGUUGACUCCAGUAACCAAACUCCAGCACAGCCUGGGCCUGGCGCUGGGGCACCAAGCACCGCCGCUGCUGACGCUGUCCCUGGAACCGAGCGCAACGUGCGAGGUCUUGCCCAUGACGCGGGAAGCAGCCGAUUGCCUUUACUCUGUAGCACAGGCAGUGAAGUCAAGCAGAAGGAGGUCCUGGGCAGCUCUGAGCAAAGGCCUGUGCAAUGUAAGGGUGCGAGUCAAGGGGAGGCCAUUCCUGAUCAAUCCGUGGUGAAACCAAAGGAAGAAAACUCGAUGGUGCUUGAUCCUAAAGGGGGGAUGAAUGUUAGCAGCCAACCCGCUGCUGUCCGCGUAAAGGUGUGCUCAGAGGAGGCAAGUGAAAAGGAGGAGAGCGGAGGCCAGGGAGACACUGGCCAAGCUCAGGCAGCUGGUGGCCAGAGCCUGCAGGCAGGACUGACGCCCAAGUCGAGCGCGAGCUCUGCGUGUCUCACCCCUCUCUCGGGGGCCUCGGCGGCUCCCCAGCGGGAAGGUCUCCAGGCCGAGGAGUCCGGAUGCGAGCUUCACACAGCAGCUCUUCCUGCUUCAGCUCAGGCCUUGCCAAACCUGGGGGAAAACAAAAAGCAGCCCACCCCGGCCAUGGAGGCGAAAGUGCAGGUGAAGCAGUCCAAGCACAUCAGGGAUGUUGUUUGGGACGAGCAAGGCAUGACGUGGGAGGUUUAUGGUGCUUCCCUCGAUCCAGAAUCCCUGGGAAUUGCCAUCCAGAACCACUUACAGAGACAAAUACGGGAACAUAAGAAACUAAUUGGGGCCCAGAACAGUCAGACCCGGAAAUCCAUUUCCUCGGAUACAUCCUCAAAUAAAAAACUGAAAGGGAGGCAGCACAACGUGUUCCAGUCCAUGCUGCAGAAUUUUAGGCGUCCUAAUUGCUGCGUCCGACCCGCUCCCUCUUCUGUGCUAGACUGA